AUGCCCAAGUAUGGGAUCUUCGCGAAGCUCUCUGCGGCAAUCACGCCUGUGACUUGGGCUGGGAACAAGAAGGAUCGAGGACCGACCGAGUCGGACAACGACUACUCACCCACUGACUUCAAGCGUCAAGACCGCAGCAAGCACUACGAGAACGAGUCGCUUGAAGACGGUAAGAUCGACGAAACACAGACCCAAGGCCGCUCUCAGCACCAGCAGCGCGAGCGCGAGCAGCUCGAGCGCUCUCGCCGCCGCGCAUCAUCUCAAAUCCCCGGGUCCUUUCCUCGAUCCUCAUCGAUCGUCCGACCUACCUCACGAUCCAACUCACUCGUCCGACGACCUUCCCUCACCGUCAUACGGCACCGAUCCAGAGGCGCUGCGCCUCCUCCAUCAAAAUCCUACCGUCGAGACCGCACCGUCGCCGCGACUCCAGACGAAGCCGCCCAAGACGAGAUCUCUACUCCCAACGCCCCGAACGCCAGUGCUGUCGAAGCGAACGUCGAAGCGAACGACAUGCAAGAAGAAGAUGGAUCUGAGUACGGACAAGAGCAGGUGGUGGACUUUAACCGCCUGUGGGACUGUGAAAAGAAUGGAAUACCUCGAUACGAUGCUGUCGAUCGGGCAGCAGGAGCAAAAUACUCAGCAGAAAACUACAUCGCGCGCAAUCAAGAGGAGUUCUCUCUGAACUACUUCUUCCGCGCGUCCCAAGCCACUCUGAAGAACGUUGAGUCCAUGUCCAACCAGCGGGCAAAGGACACUGCUACCAAGCUCAACCUACGGAAGGGAAUCUACGGAUACACAAAGCGCACUAAUGAGAUGGCCAAGGAACUCGAGCGCUUCCACCGCUCCCGCAACCUCCCAUCCCCCGCGGCAACUGCCGAAGCAACUGCGCCAGCACUCUCAUAUGCCCGUGCAUCAUCUCCCUCCAACACUCGACUUCAUCCUGUCGUACACCUUCAUCCCGAGUCGUCUAACAACGGUCUCGGCUCCACCACCCUCAAAUUCCAUCAAACUAUGGACAAGCGCUUUCCUGGCCCUGGCAUCUUUGACGGUACUACUCCAGAGUACUGCUUCUGGAGACGAGCACCCAAGAGCCGCCUCGAAGCCGCUUGCGAUGCUACAACGCCCUUUACUGAGAUGAUCGCUUACGUCCAGAGCUGCACCACCGGUGAGCCAUGGCGGACGAUCAACAUCAACACCAACGGCAGGCACCGAGACUGGACCCGCAUUGAAGACAUGUUUCAAGAGUUCGACGCAUACUACGGAGUUCACGACGUCUUGCUCAAGGCCAAAACCGCCCUCUCAGUCCUCAAGCAAGGAAAGGUUGAACUGCUCUCCAAGUACGUCCUCGACUACCGCAGCCUGUGCCAGGAGGCCGAGGAGAAGCUUGACACCCAUUCCCUCUGGCUUACUCUCAACAACAAGUACAAGCACGAGCUCAAGCGUGACACUCGACUUCCAUUCCAUGACUUCUGCAUUGAAGCGCGUCUCUUGGAAGACAAUUGGAAGUCUAUCGUCGAUACCACUCCUGCAAACCCUGGCCGAGGAGCCGGUGACAACGCAGGUCGUGGCCGUGGAUCCACUCGAGGAGGACGUGGAGGUGGCAAUGUCGGCCGUGGUGCCGCUGUCCGCCUCAUCCCAAUGCGCUACAAGAACCUCGGUGUGCUCGAUGAUGCGGGCCGCAAGAAGCUCAUGGAUGAGCGUCGCUGUUUCCGCUGCCGCGAGACUGGCUAUGACCGCACCAGCGCUGAGUGCGUUUCCAGCCCUCAGAAGGGUCGCUACGAGUUUGGCAACGUCCAGCAUGAGACUCCAAUCACCAACACCCUCGCCUCCGCCGCUGUCGUUGACAGCACCCAACUCCGCAUCACCAACGGUAACUCGGGAAAUGCCCAGGCUCAGACAUAA
This is a messenger RNA of Zymoseptoria tritici IPO323, 1902 nucleotides long. RefSeq lists its product as uncharacterized. The record is from RefSeq and is a predicted model, not a curated record. NCBI's taxonomy places the organism in Eukaryota, Fungi, Ascomycota, Dothideomycetes, Mycosphaerellales, Mycosphaerellaceae. The transcript has 4 exons. Bases 1 to 1902 code for a protein of 633 amino acids.